CACAAAUCUUACUCUGUUGUCAGAGUCUCUGGGCCCUCGGGUAUGAGGAGAAGAGCCUUGGAGACUGGGGUGUGCCAGAUCCUCCCGUUUUGUCAGCAGAAUGGCAGAGCAGGGAGGGCCACUUGAUGGAUCUGAAAUCCUAUUCUCUCAUUAUACAGAUGAUGAAACCAGAUUCCAGAAAGGGAGGCUGAUCUGCCAGGUCACACAUCCAGGCCACUUGGCUCCCAGGCCAGCUGGAGCUUUUCCCAAAAAGCUGUGUGGUCCAGUGGAGAAGGAAAGAGAAUGAGAUGAAUGAGGCAAACCAGACAGCUGUGACGGAAUAUGUCCUGCUGGGGCUACAUAAGUACCAUGACCUGGAGGUGGUCCUGUUUGUGCUGUGCCUCGGCAUCUACUCAGUGAACCUGCUGGGCAACUCCCUCCUCAUAGGGCUGAACAUAUUGGACCCCCAUCUGCACCACCCCAUGUACUUCCUCCUCAGCAACCUCUCCCUCAUGGACAUCUGUGGCACCUCCUCCUUCGUGCCUCUCAUGCUAGUCAACUUUCUGAAAGCCCAAAGGACCAUCUCUUUCCCCAGCUGUGCCCUGCAGAUGUAUCUGACCCUAGCACUGGGCUCUACAGAGUGCUUGCUCCUGGCGGUGAUGGCCUAUGACCGUUACAUAGCUAUCUGCCAGCCACUUAGGUACCCGUUGCUCAUGAGUGGACAGACAUGCAUGCAGAUGGCCGUGCUGAGCUGGGGGACAGGCUUUGCCAACUCCCUGCUACAGUCCAUCCUUCUCUGGCGCCUCCCCUUCUGUGGCCACAAUGUCAUCAACCACUUCUUCUGUGAGAUCUUGGCAGUGCUGAAACUGGCGUGUGGGGACAUCUCACUCAAUGCGCUAACAAUGAUGGUGGCCACAGUUGUCCUGACGCUGGCCCCACUUCUGCUCAUCUGCCUGUCCUACAUUUUCAUCCUGGCUGCCAUCCUUAGAGUCCCCUCUGCUGCAGGCCGGCAGAAAGCCUUCUCCACCUGCUCUGCCCACCUCACAGUGGUGGUGAUUUUCUAUGGAACCAUCUCCUUCAUGUACUUCAAGCCCAAGGCCAAGGACCCCAAGUUGGAUAAGAUUAUUGCAUUGUUCUAUGGGGUUGUGACACCCUCACUGAACCCCAUCAUCUACAGCCUGAGGAAUGCAGAGGUGAAAGCUGCUGCGGCGGCUCUACUGGGAGGCCGCCUGCUCUCCAGGAAAGCGUCUGCCCGCUACUGCUGCUCUCUGUCUCUGUCAGUCAGCCCAGGCUAGGUUAUGCUGUGGCAAUGAUCUCGAACCUUCAGUGGCUUAAAGUCAUCAAGGUUUGUUUCUUGCUCAUGGUGCAGGGCCAUUAGAGGCUGGCUAGGGUGCUGCUCUGAUCUGUAGUCUUCAUCCCUGGGAUUCAGGAGGACAAAGCAGCUACCAUCUGGAACACUGCUGGUCACCAUGACAAAAGGAGGGACAAGGGAGUGACGAAGCCUGCACUGACGUCCCUUAGAGCUUCCACUCAGAAGUGCCAUGUGUUAUUUCCACUUGCA
Molecule: messenger RNA, 1540 nt
Organism: Nycticebus coucang (slow loris)
Lineage: Eukaryota; Metazoa; Chordata; Mammalia; Primates; Lorisidae
Product: olfactory receptor 13C7-like
Exons: 1
Coding region: 288-1274 (328 amino acids)
Biological process (GO): G protein-coupled receptor signaling pathway
Cellular component (GO): membrane
Molecular function (GO): olfactory receptor activity; G protein-coupled receptor activity
Source: RefSeq, a predicted model, not a curated record